Molecule: messenger RNA, 6383 nt
Organism: Dunckerocampus dactyliophorus (ringed pipefish)
Lineage: Eukaryota; Metazoa; Chordata; Actinopteri; Syngnathiformes; Syngnathidae
Gene: tmem91
Product: transmembrane protein 91
Exons: 6
Coding region: 1095-1826 (243 amino acids)
Cellular component (GO): intracellular membrane-bounded organelle; membrane
Source: RefSeq, a predicted model, not a curated record
CCCGGUGGUGAUGUAGCUGCAAAGCAGAGGAGAGGGCUGCAGUGUCUUGAAGGAAGCUGAGAGAAGCUGAGAGGGUCACAGAGAAGUUUGCAUGCGUGGAGAGACGCUCCGAGGAAGACGAGGAUGGGAGAGGACACGGCACGCGGGGGGGGAAGAGGCCGGCAGAUGCAAACAACGGACACGGGAUUGUCUUCACCGAGGACUCGUUGUGAGGACACAGUCUAGUCUGAAGACCACUUCCUGAUCUCUGAGGCCUUCCAAAAGGAGUCAAUCUGAACUCAACUUCCUCUUCUUCCUCCUCGAGGAUAAAGAGCCACGCUCUGCUCGUUUGUCCUGAAUUCAGGCUUGUGAAGUUGGACAUUAAAAAUACAUGUCCCACAGGAGCUCAGGCCAGCAGCAAAGCGGGCGUACCAUAAAUCAACACGCCGCCUCUUUGAUUUCUUCAUCAUGCCGCGCUGCUGCUGCUGCGGCGGCGGCAGACGCGGACGCGGCUCGGCGCUGGCGGGCCGGCUGACCUGCCGAAGCGCACCGUAGGAUUCUAUUUGUGGAGCCUCAUUGCUUUUACAGAUUAACUGCCCUCCAAUAUGGCCCCAAUCCGCCCGUCCAGCCACUAGUUUGACUGCUGCUGCAUAAGCAAGCGUCAGCGCAGCCAUCCGGAACAUUUGGGACGCACCUAAAUCACAGCACCGUAUUUUACCUUGCCCUCCCUCAACUGUCUCAACUUUCUUCCUCAACCUCAACAGGAAGGAUUUAUUGUCUUUCCACAAGACGCACUUUAAGGCUUCUUCCAGCAGGGCGUGUUCAUGGGCCUGCUGAGGAGGUCUAUCAUUUAGACGUUAUCAUAUUCAUGAAGGCAUCCUGGUGUGACGCCAACAGUCGAUGACAUCGUGUCGAAUCUUUGAGAGGAUUGUUGUUGUCCUCCGGAGCCACGCGUUUAGUAAGAGAGAAAUCAAAGAAUUGGAUUAAAGAUGGAUUAUCAGUGAAAGACAAGCAGCCAGCAAAGCAUCUGCCUGAGCGUAAUCCCAUUGUGGAGCCACUGGGCCACUCCGAUUCUGCAGAUUACAUUUGCGCGUGGAUGCCGCUCAAAGACAGCGAUGGAGAACCGCGAUGAGCUGGAGCACCCUCUUCUGGGAGAAAACCCCCAUCCCAGCCGGGCAACGGCGCCCGGGGCGGCCCCUGGAGGCGUCUUCAAGGGGAUCCUGGUCAAGUGCGAGGAGGACAGGGCCUAUCCUCCGCUGGCGUGGAGGGGCUACUGUGGACACCCCCCAGAUGUUGUUCAGCAGCAGCAGCCCCAGCAGCUUCUGGACCCCUGCUCCUUGCCUCGCACGUUGGAGUCCUUCUACCCGGCCGCCCCAAUCUGGGGCCACGCGGACUCCCUGCUCAGCAAGGACUACCUGGAGACCACCUUUGUGGACAUCGGGCCCGGGUCCACGCUGGAGAGGAAGCUGCUGGCCGAGGCGCACGACUUCCACAGCGCGUCCUACAGCUUGGAUGACGAGGACGACCUGCUCCCGGAUUCUGACGACUCGUCCAUUGAAGACUUUAGCGAUAGCGACAGCGACAGCAACUUCCCUCUGAUGAUCCCUCAGGACUACCUGGGCCUCGCUUUCUUCUCCAUGCUCUGCUGCUUCUGGCCCCUGGGCAUCGCCGCCUUCUACCUCUCGCAGAAGACCAACAAGGCUUCCGCCGAGGGCGACUUCCAGGGGGCCAACGCGGCAUCCCGCCAGGCUCUGUGGCUCUCCGUCCUCUCCAUCGUGUUUGGGAUCAUCACCUACAUCUGCGCCAUCGCCGCCCUCAUUUCCUACCUGUCCGCCAAGCCGCCAUAAAAGGCCCCCCCCCCCCCCCCCCCCAUCAGGCGCACAAACAAGUGGACCUUGUGCACGCUAAUUGUAAUAAUAACAAUAAGAUUAAUAAUCACAUUUUAGUGCAUCCAUUCUUCUUCUGAGGUUGUCUUCUAUCUUCAACUCUAAGCGGAUGCGCUUGAUUUACCCACCUGCAGCGCCCCCUGACUCUAGUGUGUGUGUGUGUGUGUGUUGCCACGUUAGCUUGACCAAAGUUAGAAGAAGCACUGUAGAUAUCAUCAUCACCAAGAACAAGAGUACAGUUAGCAGCGUCAAUACAACUUCAAAAAAGAAAUAAGGGCAGAGGAAGGAACUCUGGUGGACCUCGUUCUGCUUUGGAAUGGUCAUUCUUUUUAUGUCCCAUAAGAUGAUAUUUUCUGAAUAAUGUCAUUUCUUUUGUGCACAAACUUAGUCGAGUAGACUCUCCAGAUUGUUAGCAUCCGCUGUAUCAGGGGUAUCCAUUUGCGGCCUUCGGCUGUUUGUUUUUAUUUAUUUUUUUAUUGGCCCACGGCACAUUCUAAACAAGAAAAUAAAUCAUACCAAAACGGCCGCAAAAAUUGAAAAAUCUGCAGUAAUUUUACAUGAACCAAAGUCAAAAUAUUCAGAGAAAAAAGUUAUAAUCUAAGGAGAAUAAGUCGUAAUUUUACGAGAAUAACGUAAUAUUAUGAUGAAAAAGAUUUUAGCUAAAAUUCUAGCUAAAAUCAUUUUAGCAGCAUAAAGGCGAAAUAUUAAAUAAAGAUGUUAUUUUUUUAAAAAGUUGUAAUAUGAAAAAACAAACAAACCAACAAAUAAACUUGUAAUUGUUGGAAAAUUAGGUUGCGGAAAACGUUAUGUUACGCGAAUAAAGUCAAAAUAUAAGGUUUAUCAUUAUAAGAAGAAAAUUUACAAGAAAGUCUAAAUAGUUGGAGGAAAAAAUAGCAAAAAUGGGAAAAAAAAAACAUUCUGACGAGACAAAGACGUGCAAUUUUCUGAGAAUAAAUACAAACAAAUGAGGAAAAAUAAUGACAUUUUUGUAGCAUAGCAUUAAAAUACUAUAGAAAAAAUAUAUUUUUAAGUUGUAAUAUUAUGAGAAAAAGAAAACAAAAUAAACUUGUCAUUUUUGGAAAAUUUGGUUGGGAAAAAAAAUUCAAAUAUAAUGCGAAUAAAGUCAUAAUAUUAUGAGAAAUUUGUUUUCUGAAGAGCAUUUAAGAAGAAAGUUGAAAUAUUUGGAAAAUAAAAAAAAAAAACAGCAAAAAAUGUGAAUAAACGAGCAAAGGUGGAAAUUGAUACUAAUUGUCUUUUUCACCUAAUAUAUCACAAAGCUGAGAUGCAGUUUUUUCUUGAAAUAUACAGGAUAUACAAGUUCCUAGUAGGGAGCGCCCGAGGGGACAUGGACAAAGGAAAAUGUAUGGGCAAAAAAGAGAAAUGAAUAAAGAAACAUUUUUGCGAGAGCUCACAAAACUUUGGCGAGACAACGCAAAAAAGUGUGGACACCCCUGCACUAGAUGAUAUGUUUGCAUUUCACACGUAGAAGUUAUAAGUUAGGUGAGCGACCCCUUCAAAGCCACCUUUUCACUUCGUUUGCUGUCGCUUUUUCUGUGUGAACAGCACCGACAUGAAAUGGGGGCAGCCUCCCACUUUUCAUGUCCUGUGGGUAGUAUCAGAGCUGUAACCAAGGCCGGACGAUGCUUGUGUGAAAGUGUAUCCUGCGCUGUCGGGAUGUCACCUGCCGACAAAUACUUUAUAGCGUACCUUGCUGCUGUUGCCGUGUGAACAGUGCGCAGGCGGGUAAAUGCCGUUACGGCUCUGAUGUGCCAACAGUGCGGGAUCUCUGUUGUGAAAGGGGGGCUGGUAUCUUGGGUGCACGGUUUUUGUUAUGCUGUGGUGCUGCGUUCCAGGACACUGGAAAGUCGGAAAAUUGCAACCUUCAAGGGAAAGCACAAUGUGGGGUCAGGGGGGGGAUGUUACGACAGGGACGCUCAAAAAGAGGAUGGUCAGCCAUGUUUACGUUUACGUUUGACUUAAACCAAGGCAGCGUUUCCGAUAUGUAAUCCCUCGCCACUUUACGCUUCAAUUUUCACAGCUUUGCUCUACCACAGUUUCACGGUUUAUUAAUGAAUAAGUCAUAGCUGUUUUGUGGCUGAAUGUGGCCUAUUAUUAGUCCAAAAAUAUGCAUAUUUAAGCAAAUUUUACAUAUUUUUUGUCUAAACAAAGCAUUUUCAAGCAUAGAAAUGGCUAAAUGAACCAAAAUAGACAUAUCCGAAGAUGCGUUCAAAGACGUGAUGAUCACUGGUCACUCGUGUCAGUCAUGUUACAUUGAUGAGACACUGCAGGUGGUACUGUACAGAAACCCGGAGUAAAAAAACAAGGAAACUCUCCCAAUGUCAGAGCUUUUCAAAUAGUGGGGCGGGUCCCCCUGGGGCGAUGCAGUGAACUGUCAGGGUAGGCGUGAGAGGCAGGGAGGAAUUUUAACAUUAGUGCAGACUUGCCAACGUGUCGGAAUUUGUCGUAGUUGGCAUGCAAUUUGAUUCUUAAAUAUGCCGGUGUGCUUCACUGCUCCCCAUUUUGUUGCAUUUUGCUGGUUUCAGUUUCGAGUCCAGUCUGUGCAGUGCAGGUAAAUAAAUAAAUACAUAUUAUCAGUUUGUCAAUAGUAUUCCAAAUCGGAGGGGCGCAAAAACAUUUCUGCCCACCAGUGAGGGCGUGACAGAAAAUAAUUGAGAACCACUGCCCAAUGCUAACAUGUGUCUGUCUUAUUUUCUCUCAUUAUGUCUACUAUAUUGGGUAAUAGGAGUGUAAAGGUGACUAUGGGGUGUUAUUUCAUGUCUAGAGGGCUCUAAUAAUGUUAAAAACCGUAUUUAGAAGAUUGUAAACAGGUUUUCUAUGCUCUAAUAUGUCUUAUUUUCUCUCAUUAUGUCUACUAUAUUGGGUAAUAGGAGUGUAAAGGUGAUUAUAGGGGUGUUAUUUCGUGUCUAGAGGGCUCACAUGUUAAAAAAACAAAUUUAGAAGGUAAACAGGUUUUCUAUGAAAAUAUUCCAUUUAUCAUAAGUGCAGGCUAGCAUAAAUCCUAAAGAACUUGAAAAUAAGGAAUCCUCUUUUGCGGAAAUUCACUUAUCACUGUCAGGUCUGGAACCAAUUAACUGAGAUGAACAAAGGAUUUCGGUAAAUGCUAAGCUAUAACAAAAUAGCUUAGCUUUGUGUCAUAGAAGACAAAGCAAUGUGGUGUCAUCUUUAAUCACAUAUAUCUUUAACAAUGAAAGAUUUGCAUUUUUUAAAAACUAUUUUCGGGCCAAAAAUGUAGCCACAGUAAGCUUCGAGUGGGAUAUUUCCGACUUUCCAGCCAUCUUGAAUGCAGCAUGAGUUAGUAUCUCAUGUGCACGUUUCUGUGUUGUAGUGGACAUGAGUUAAUAUCUCAGGUUUUAAUGUCUGGUGCAACAACGUGAGCAUCUUGUACAAUACAAGCGAGUGUCUUGUAUUUGUCUGGGUCGAAGAUACAGUAUUUCCCCUGCACACAAGAGGCUAACUUGCGUGCUCAGGUUCAAACGUGUCCUCACCUUCUUGGACUGAAUAUUGUGAGGAGGUGAGGGCAAAGAGACACGGACGAUAUGGAGAAAAGUGCCAAAAGGAUGGAAGAACGCGUGAGGGGAAUCCUUUCUAGUCGAGUUGCUCUCCCGAGUGGACAGCGUGCCAUGAGCGACUUUUUUCUAUGUAGGUGUAGUUUUUAUAUGAUUGAGUGCACAUAAUAACUAAAGACACACAGCGAUGAUCUGUGAAACCUCCUCAGCUUCCACCGUCCUCCAACAAUCCUCCCGCUGUCUUGUAGCGACACCCGGACUGCUCACUUCCUGUCACAUGACACCUGGACACUGGCAGGAUGGCUGAUGGGACUCUUGGAAAUAACAUGGAAGGAAAUACAGUCAGUCUCAAUAAUAAACACGCACUUGUUUGGCAUUGUUGUUGGUUCUUUUUACGUUAUACACCACACUUGCUGAAAUAGUGGCCUCAAAAUGCCACACCUCAAUAGAUGCCUCAGGAAAGAAUUAAUAACCCAUUGUCAGAACCUACACUGGUGCAGUGGGACCUGGGAUCCUCCUGGUCCACGACAAUGCCCGACCUCAUGUGGCUAGUGUAUGCAGGUAGUUCCUGGAGGAUGAAGGAAUUGAUACCAUUGACUGGCCCCCACGUUCACCUGACCUAAACCCAAUAGAACACCUCUGGGACAUUAUGUUUAGGUCCAUCCGGCGCCUCCAGGUUGCUUCUCAGACUGUUCAGGAGCUCAUGGAUGCCCUGGUCCAGAUCUGGGAGGAGAUCCCCAGGACACCAUCCGUAGUCUCAUUAGGAGCAUGCCCCGACAUUGUCAGGCAUGCGUACAAGCACGUGGGGGCCACACAAACUACUGAGAAUCAUUUUGAGUUGCUACAAUGACAUUUUUCCAAAAUGGACCAGUCUGCUGCAUCAUUUUUUCACUUUCAUUUUUGGGGUGUGUUUGAUUUCCCCCCUCUAUAGGGUGAUCAUUUUCAUUUCUAUCAAAUGAUGUGGCAUCAUUUUGUUACUAAUACAUCACCC